UACCCCGCAUUGAAGGGCUGCGAAUCCAUUUAAAAGUGAUGGUAACUCUGUGACCGCGAUUCGAUUGGAAAACGUUUUCACACAUUUCCUCCGGAAAUUUUUACAAAAAAUACCGAAAAAUAUCAAUUAUUUAAUAAUAUUAUUGUGUAAAAAAUAUAGCAUAAGAUACAAAUAGUCAGUUUUACGGCCACAGUUAUUUAUUGAAAAGGCAUAGAAAAAUGUCGUUGCCGCCGUAUAUGAUACCGCCCAAUGCCUGGGCGGCACAAAUUAUGGCGCAACAGCAGGCCCAGGCAUAUGCGGCUGCAGCCCAAGUGCAGCAAGCACAAAUGCAUGCACAUCAAAUGGCUAAUCAAAUACAACAAAUACCACCCCCGGGAACACCCUUACCGGGGCCGAUGACAAAUGGAAGUGUGGGUUUGCCAACGGGUGCAAUGGGGGGUGGUAGUGGUGGUGUUGGUGGUAUAAACCAAGCACAGCUUGGGCAAAUACCUACACCCAAACCAGACAUAAUUACUGAGGAAAAACUUCAAGAGAAAGCACAGAAAUGGCAACAAUUGCAAUCGAAAAGAUUUGCAGAAAAACGAAAAUUCGGGUUCGUAGACGCUCAAAAAGAAGAUAUGCCACCGGAGCACAUACGUAAAAUUAUACGCGAUCACGGCGACAUGACAUCUCGCAAAUAUCGUCACGAUAAACGUGUAUACCUUGGUGCUUUGAAGUAUAUGCCUCAUGCUGUGUUGAAACUGCUUGAAAACAUGCCGAUGCCAUGGGAGCAAAUACGUGAUGUCCAAGUGUUGUACCACAUUACCGGCGCUAUUACAUUUGUCAAUGAAAUACCAUGGGUUAUCGAGCCUGUUUACAUCGCUCAAUGGGGGACCAUGUGGAUUAUGAUGCGUCGCGAGAAACGUGAUCGUCGGCAUUUUAAGCGCAUGCGAUUUCCACCCUUUGAUGACGAGGAGCCGCCUCUAGACUAUGCAGAUAACAUCUUAGACGUCGAGCCGUUAGAGGCCAUUCAAAUUGACUUAGACUCCGAAGAAGAUGGUGCUGUAUACAAAUGGUUCUAUGAACAUAGGCCACUUGUUGGAACUCCUUACGUAAAUGGCUCUACAUAUCGCAAAUGGAAUUUGACUUUACCGCAAUUGGCGACACUAUAUCGUUUGGCCAACCAAUUGCUUACUGAUUUAGUAGACGAUAACUUUUUUUACCUUUUCGAUCCGAAAAGUUUCUUCACGGCUAAAGCACUAAAUAUGGCUAUACCAGGUGGGCCAAAAUUUGAGCCUCUCAUUAAAGACCAUAACGUCGGAGACGAAGAUUGGAAUGAGUUUAAUGACAUCAAUAAAGUUAUCAUUCGUCAACCAAUUCGUACAGAGUACCGAAUUGCUUUCCCAUACCUAUACAACAACAUGCCUCAUUUCGUACAUCUUUCCUGGUAUCACACUCCAAAUGUAGUGUACAUUAAAACCGAAGAUCCAGAUUUGCCCGCAUUUUACUUUGAUCCCUUAAUUAAUCCGAUUUCACAUCGUCAUGCCAAUACCAAGAUAGCAGAGCCUAUGCCUGACGAUGAUGAGGAUUUUUCAUUGCCCGAUGAAGUGCAACCAUUCUUACAGGACACGCCACUAUACACUGAUAACACAGCCAACGGCAUAGCAUUGCUUUGGGCACCAAGACCUUUCAAUUUGCGUUCGGGUCGUUCUCGACGCGCCAUAGAUGUACCGCUAGUUAAAAGUUGGUACAAAGAGCACUGCCCACCUGGUCAUCCGGUCAAAGUGCGCGUGAGCUAUCAGAAGCUUUUGAAAUAUUAUGUUUUAAAUGCAUUGAAGCAUCGUAAACCAAAACCACAAAAGAAGAGGUACCUGUUUCGUUCAUUUAAAGCAACGAAAUUUUUCCAGACUACCACAUUGGACUGGGUGGAAGCUGGUUUACAGGUAUGCCGUCAAGGCUACAACAUGCUCAAUUUAUUGAUUCAUCGUAAAAAUUUAAAUUAUUUGCAUUUGGAUUAUAACUUUAACUUAAAACCGGUAAAAACACUGACAACUAAAGAGCGAAAGAAGUCUCGCUUCGGCAAUGCAUUCCAUUUGUGUCGUGAAAUUUUGCACCUAACCAAGUUAAUCAUUGAUUCACAUGUACAAUAUCGGCUGAAUAAUGUGGACGCUUUUCAAUUGGCCGAUGGUCUGCAGUAUAUAUUUGCACAUGUUGGUCAGUUGUCUGGCAUGUACCGUUACAAAUACAAAUUAAUGCGACAGAUCCGUAUGUGCAAAGACUUGAAGCAUCUUAUCUACUAUCGUUUUAAUACAGGUCCUGUUGGUAAAGGACCUGGUUGCGGUUUCUGGGCUCCUGGUUGGCGUGUUUGGCUCUUCUUCAUGCGUGGAAUAACUCCGUUGCUAGAACGUUGGCUUGGCAAUUUGUUGUCGCGUCAAUUCGAAGGACGUCACUCGAAGGGCGUUGCAAAAACCGUUACAAAACAACGUGUUGAGUCACAUUUCGAUUUGGAAUUGCGAGCGUCCGUAAUGCACGAUAUUGUUGAUAUGAUGCCCGAAGGCAUUAAGCAAAACAAAGCGCGUACCAUAUUGCAACAUUUAUCAGAAGCUUGGCGUUGUUGGAAGGCGAAUAUACCAUGGAAAGUGCCCGGAUUGCCAAUACCAAUAGAGAAUAUGAUAUUGCGUUAUGUUAAGAUGAAAGCCGAUUGGUGGACUAAUACAGCGCAUUACAAUCGCGAACGUAUACGACGUGGUGCGACAGUUGACAAAACUGUUUGUAAGAAAAACUUGGGUCGCCUAACGCGUUUGUAUUUGAAAGCGGAGCAGGAACGUCAACACAAUUACCUAAAAGACGGUCCAUACAUAUCACCCGAAGAAGCUGUUGCCAUUUACACCACAACAGUGCAUUGGUUGGAGUCGCGCCGUUUCGGUCCCAUACCUUUCCCCCCACUUUCAUACAAACACGAUACAAAAUUAUUAAUUUUGGCUUUGGAGCGUCUGAAGGAAGCCUACAGUGUUAAGUCACGUUUAAAUCAGAGUCAGCGUGAGGAAUUAGGUCUCAUUGAACAGGCCUAUGAUAAUCCGCAUGAAGCUUUAUCGCGUAUAAAACGUCAUUUGUUAACGCAGCGUGCAUUCAAGGAGGUUGGUAUUGAAUUCAUGGAUUUGUACAGCCAUUUGAUACCAGUAUAUGAUGUUGAACCGCUUGAAAAAAUAACUGAUGCUUAUCUAGAUCAGUAUUUGUGGUAUGAAGCAGAUAAGCGUCGCCUCUUUCCGCCAUGGAUAAAGCCAAGUGAUACCGAGCCGCCACCAUUGUUGGCUUAUAAGUGGUGCCAAGGUAUUAACAAUCUGCAAGACGUUUGGGACGUUGGCGAGGGUGAAUGCAAUGUUCUGCUUGAAUCACGUUUUGAAAAACUGUAUGAGAAAAUCGAUUUAACUUUGUUGAAUCGUCUGCUACGUCUUAUAGUCGAUCAUAAUAUUGCCGAUUAUAUGACUGCAAAGAAUAACGUCGUCAUUAAUUACAAGGACAUGAAUCAUACAAACAGUUACGGCAUAAUACGUGGUCUGCAAUUCUCUUCGUUCAUCACGCAAUAUUAUGGUUUGGUAUUGGAUUUGCUUAUGCUAGGUCUGCAUCGCGCAAGUGAAAUGGCCGGUCCACCACAAAUGCCAAAUGAUUUCCUCACGUUCCAAGAUGCCGUUACAGAAACUGCACAUCCCAUACGCUUGUAUUGCCGAUAUGUGGAUCGUAUUCAUUUGUUCUUCCGUUUCACGGCGGAGGAAGCACGUGAUUUGAUUCAGCGUUAUCUUACCGAACAUCCUGAUCCAAAUAAUGAAAAUAUUGUGGGUUAUAACAACAAAAAAUGUUGGCCGCGAGAUGCGCGUAUGCGACUGAUGAAGCAUGAUGUAAAUUUGGGCCGUGCUGUGUUCUGGGACAUUAAAAAUCGUCUACCUCGUUCGGUUACGACAAUAAACUGGGAGAACACUUUUGUUUCAGUCUACUCGAAGGAUAAUCCAAAUCUACUAUUUAAUAUGUGUGGAUUUGAAUGUCGCAUAUUGCCCAAGUGCCGUACACAAACUGAAGAAUUUACACAUCGCGAUGGCGUAUGGAAUUUACAAAAUGAGGUGACAAAAGAGCGCACGGCUCAAUGUUUCCUGCGGGUUGAUGAUGAGUCCUUGGGUCGUUUCCAUAAUCGUGUGCGUCAGAUUCUGAUGGCAUCUGGUUCCACAACGUUUACGAAGAUUGUUAACAAAUGGAACACUGCACUUAUUGGUCUUAUGACUUAUUUUCGCGAAGCCGUCGUAAAUACACAGGAACUACUUGAUUUGCUCGUAAAGUGUGAAAAUAAAAUUCAGACACGUAUAAAAAUUGGCCUUAACUCAAAAAUGCCUUCCCGUUUCCCACCUGUAGUGUUCUACACACCCAAAGAAUUAGGUGGGUUGGGCAUGCUGAGUAUGGGUCACGUACUUAUACCGCAAUCAGAUUUGCGUUGGUCCAAGCAAACGGAUGUCGGCAUUACACAUUUCCGUUCAGGUAUGUCACAUGACGAAGAUCAACUGAUUCCGAAUUUGUAUCGUUACAUUCAACCAUGGGAGAGUGAGUUCAUCGAUUCACAACGUGUAUGGGCCGAAUAUGCACUCAAACGCCAAGAGGCAAACGCUCAAAAUCGUCGUUUAACAUUAGAAGAUUUGGAAGACAGUUGGGAUCGUGGUAUUCCUCGUAUAAAUACACUUUUCCAAAAAGAUCGUCACACACUUGCCUAUGAUAAGGGUUGGCGUAUACGUACAGAGUUCAAACAAUAUCAAGUCCUUAAACAAAAUCCAUUUUGGUGGACGCAUCAACGGCAUGAUGGUAAAUUGUGGAAUCUAAAUAACUAUCGUACGGAUAUGAUUCAGGCUCUAGGUGGUGUAGAGGGCAUACUAGAGCACACGCUCUUUAAGGGUACAUACUUCCCCACAUGGGAGGGUCUCUUCUGGGAGAAAGCAUCUGGUUUCGAAGAGUCUAUGAAAUAUAAGAAACUAACAAAUGCUCAACGUUCCGGUUUGAAUCAAAUUCCCAAUCGUCGUUUUACGUUGUGGUGGUCACCAACAAUUAAUCGUGCCAAUGUGUAUGUUGGUUUCCAGGUGCAGCUGGAUUUAACGGGUAUUUUCAUGCAUGGUAAAAUUCCCACAUUAAAAAUCUCAUUGAUUCAAAUAUUCCGUGCUCACUUGUGGCAAAAGAUUCACGAGUCCAUUGUUAUGGAUUUGUGUCAAGUUUUCGAUCAGGAAUUGGAUGCGCUCGAAAUUGAGACGGUGCAAAAGGAAACUAUACAUCCACGUAAAUCCUAUAAAAUGAAUUCAUCUUGUGCCGAUAUUUUGCUUUUCCCCGCUUAUAAAUGGAAUGUUUCGCGACCAUCAUUGCUUGCUGAUACAAAAGACACAAUGGACAAUACAACUACUCAAAAGUAUUGGUUGGAUAUACAAUUACGUUGGGGCGAUUACGAUUCACACGAUGUGGAACGUUAUGCGCGUGCGAAAUUCCUUGACUACACCACGGAUAACAUGUCCAUUUAUCCAUCGCCAACCGGUGUGCUUAUCGCUAUCGAUUUAGCAUACAACUUACAUUCGGCCUAUGGCAACUGGUUUCCCGGCUGUAAGACACUCAUACAACAAGCUAUGGCUAAAAUCAUGAAAGCCAAUCCAGCGUUGUAUGUAUUACGUGAACGUAUACGCAAAGCGUUGCAGCUUUACUCAUCUGAGCCCACUGAACCGUACCUUAGCUCACAAAAUUAUGGUGAACUGUUUUCAAAUCAGAUUAUUUGGUUUGUUGAUGACACGAAUGUAUACCGUGUGACCAUACACAAAACAUUCGAAGGUAAUUUAACCACGAAACCCAUAAACGGUGCAAUUUUCAUUUUCAAUCCACGUACGGGUCAAUUGUUCUUAAAAAUUAUUCACACGUCUGUGUGGGCUGGUCAAAAACGUUUGGGUCAAUUGGCAAAGUGGAAGACAGCCGAAGAAGUGGCUGCUUUAAUUCGUUCUCUACCGGUUGAAGAGCAGCCAAAGCAGAUUAUCGUCACACGUAAGGGUAUGUUGGAUCCUUUGGAAGUGCAUUUAUUGGAUUUCCCAAACAUUGUGAUCAAAGGUUCUGAACUGCAACUACCAUUCCAGGCUUGUCUUAAAGUGGAAAAGUUCGGUGAUCUCAUCUUGAAAGCCACCGAGCCGCAGAUGGUUCUAUUUAAUCUCUAUGAUGAUUGGCUGAAGACCAUCUCCUCAUACACCGCUUUCAGUCGUUUGAUUUUAAUUUUGCGAGCGCUGCAUGUCAAUACUGAACGUACGAAGAUUAUAUUGAAACCCGAUAAGACAACAAUAACCGAGGCUCAUCACAUUUGGCCCACACUCACCGACGAGGAGUGGAUUAAGGUUGAAGUACAGCUAAAGGAUUUGAUUUUAGCGGAUUACGGCAAAAAGAAUAACGUGAAUGUUGCGUCCCUAACACAAUCGGAAAUUCGUGAUAUCAUUUUGGGUAUGGAAAUUAGUGCACCAUCUGCGCAGCGUCAACAAAUUGCCGAAAUAGAGAAACAAACUAAGGAGCAAAAUCAGCUCACGGCCACGACGACGCGUACAACGAACAAACAUGGUGAUGAAAUUAUCACCUCAACCACAUCGAAUUAUGAGACGCAAACUUUCAGUUCAAAGACGGAGUGGCGUGUGCGUGCUAUAUCAGCGACGAAUUUACAUCUGCGUACAAAUCACAUUUAUGUCAGUUCCGAUGAUAUCAAAGAGACUGGCUAUACGUACAUUUUACCGAAGAAUAUACUAAAGAAAUUUGUCACGAUUUCCGAUUUGCGUGCGCAAAUUGCUGGCUAUCUUUAUGGCGUGAGUCCACCGGAUAAUCCGCAGGUCAAAGAGAUACGUUGCAUUGUGAUGCCACCUCAAUGGGGUACACAUCAGACACUAAAUCUGCCUAAUACGCUACCAACGCAUCAGUAUCUGAAAGACAUGGAACCACUCGGCUGGAUACACACACAGCCGAAUGAGUUGCCGCAACUGUCACCGCAGGAUAUCACCACACAUGCCAAAAUUAUGCAGGAAAAUGCAACGUGGGAUGGUGAAAAGACCAUUGUUAUCACCUGCUCUUUCACACCCGGCUCAUGUUCGCUUACCGCCUAUAAGCUAACGCCUUCCGGUUUCGAGUGGGGCUCUAAAAAUACCGAUAAAGGUAACAAUCCCAAGGGUUACUUACCAUCACACUAUGAACGGGUACAAAUGUUGUUGUCGAACAAAUUCCUUGGCUUCUUUAUGGUGCCGGCGCAGGGUAGUUGGAAUUACAACUUUAUGGGUGUACGUCACGAUGCGAAUAUGAAAUAUGAACUGCAAUUAUCGAAUCCUAAGGAAUUCUAUCACGAAAUACAUCGACCCUCGCAUUUCUUAUUAUUCUCCAAUUUAGAGGAUGGAGGCGAUGGCUCAGGUGCAGAUCGUGAAGAUGUAUUUGCGUAGUUCCAUGCAAAAGAAAUUAGCAAAACUAUAAUACAAAUUAAUGGUAUGUUUAAAUUUUCAUCGUUUUAUGUUCCCUGAUUUAUGGUUAACAAAUAUACAUAUGUACACGCCUAAAAUAAAUUAAAGAAAAUGUAGCUGUGUUUUUAUUAGAAUUCGAGUUGUGUUGGUUUUCCAAAAAUCAUAAAUAUAUGCGUACAUAUGUAAAUAGUGUUUAGUAUGAAACAAAAAAUUCAUUAUUUUCAUAUACAUAUACACAUAUGUUAUACUAGAAAACGAACUACUGACAACAACAAAUAAAUUAAUAAUACUUUUAC
Ceratitis capitata (Mediterranean fruit fly) is the source of this 7762-nucleotide messenger RNA. RefSeq names its product pre-mRNA-processing-splicing factor 8 (gene Prp8). Gene Ontology annotation, molecular function: U2 snRNA binding; metallopeptidase activity; U6 snRNA binding. Gene Ontology annotation, cellular component: catalytic step 2 spliceosome; U5 snRNP. The transcript has 16 exons. The record is from RefSeq and is a predicted model, not a curated record. Gene Ontology annotation, biological process: mRNA splicing, via spliceosome; spliceosomal tri-snRNP complex assembly. Bases 219 to 7448 code for a protein of 2409 amino acids. Lineage: Eukaryota; Metazoa; Arthropoda; Insecta; Diptera; Tephritidae.